GUCCCUAUUGCGCACUUGAGGUAGGUGAGCGCGACGGUUGCGACUUCUGCAGGAGUUUUCUCGUUGAGGUUGACGGUGAUUUGAAAAUGUCUGAUUCGGAUUCAGGAAAAAGGUCGCCUGAGAUAGAAGAGAGGCCAAAGGCCGAUCACAGAAGUGGCAGUGAGUCGCCGUCGGAGCACAGUGCUGAUGAGGGUGAUAAGUCAAAGUCUAAAGGCUCUGCCAAUGGAAGGAGAAGUUACAGAAAACGUGAUAGUGGUGAUGAGAGUGGUGGGAGCAGAAGCCGAAGUCGAAGCAGAAGUAGGAGCCGCAGCAGGAGUCAUAGCCCUCGUAGAAGUCGCAGUCCUCACAGCUCUCCAACCAGAUCAUCUAGACGGGACCGAUCACCAGGAGACAAAGGCUAUGAACUGUUUGUUGGUCAGCUACCGUACAGUUGCGAGGAAUACGAAGUGAAGAAAUUUCUAAAAAAGAAAGGCUUCCAUCCUAUAGAGGUUCGCAUGCCAAGAGACAGAAACACAGGACAACCUCGCGGGUUUGCUUUCGUGUUGUUCGAGACUGCCGCCGAAGUUGACGAAGCAACCGAACUCAACGGUACGACGAUGGGCGGCCGUCAGCUGCGAAUCAACCACGCAAACGAGAAACCGUACGCGGCCACUCGUGGUGGCGGCCGAGACAGCUACGGCGGCCGGGACAGCUACGGGGGACGGCGAGACUACAGAGGAAGGUCAGGCUACGGCGGCGGCGGGAGAGACUACGGUGGCAGCAGCAGUGGGAGAUCGGACAGACGAGAGGUGCAUUCGCCGAGCAAGACGCUGUUUGUGAGGAACCUCGCUUACGACACGUCGGAGGACAUGCUGUUGAAGGAGUUCUCAAGAGCUCAUAGCAUCUCUCUCCCGACAACAGGAGACGGCAGUUUGAAAGGGUUUGGGUUUAUUGAUUUUGACAAGGUGGAAGAUGCUGAACGUGCGUUGAAGAAGUUUGAUGGGAUUAGGAUCAAUGGGAGGGAGAUUCGACUGGAAUUCAAGAAAGCCUCGGAUAAGGACAGGGACUCGUUCGGGUAUCGCAGUCGUGGCAGGCACUACUAGUGAAACGACAACACAACUCUGGGAUUACGGAAACAGAAGUUGAGACACUAUUGACGUCAUUAAGUUUAGGAACGAGCUACAGACAGUGUUUCUGCCACUAGCAAGUCAAUGUAACACCGAUGAGCGGUGUGGUCUGUUUUGUCUUUA
Corticium candelabrum is the source of this 1229-nucleotide messenger RNA. RefSeq lists its product as uncharacterized. Gene Ontology annotation, molecular function: mRNA binding. The transcript has 8 exons. Bases 87 to 1082 code for a protein of 331 amino acids. Lineage: Eukaryota; Metazoa; Porifera; Homoscleromorpha; Homosclerophorida; Plakinidae. Gene Ontology annotation, cellular component: cytoplasm; nucleus. The record is from RefSeq and is a predicted model, not a curated record.